This is a messenger RNA of Tigriopus californicus, 3612 nucleotides long. RefSeq lists its product as uncharacterized. The record is from RefSeq and is a predicted model, not a curated record. Bases 593 to 2077 code for a protein of 494 amino acids. The transcript is spliced from 8 exons. Lineage: Eukaryota; Metazoa; Arthropoda; Copepoda; Harpacticoida; Harpacticidae. Gene Ontology annotation, molecular function: protein binding.
GCUGGUUGCAGUGCGGUGACUCAGGGGACAAGCCACAUCUAAGGCCAAAGGCCUGCUGAGUGCAAUGGAGUCCCGGUGUUCUAAGAAGGGGCGGAUGGAUUCACCCACUGUCUUUCUCCUCACUGUUCCCCCUGGGUUUUCCUCUUCAGGACUGAAGCACUCGAAGUUUGGUGGCUGGCAAGCAAGCAAAAUAAGUGUGAGUAAGGGUCGAAGGGAGACCGAGAGACGCCUUUGCUCGUCGACGUCAGCGUCCUCUUUCCAAAGAGAAGUCCUUGGCCAAUUCCAGCGACGCUUCUGGACUUGAAGGAACAACCAAGAGAAUUGUCUCCCGGGAAGGGUAGUGUGCCAGAAGGAGCCUCAAGAAGACAUAUUAUGGUUGUGAUUUCGUCAACUGAAUCUUAAUGAGGCCUCGCCAAAAAGUUUGGGAAGCUCCUCCUGCGUUGUGAUUGAUUGGUAUGGAUUGUGCUUGGAGAGGAUCGGUGUCUUCAUCCGGAAAGGGAGUAAUCGCUUCAAAAUCGCUUUCAAUUGGUCGUUACCAGCGCUAUGUUUGCAAUUGAUAUCUUGAUCAAUCCUCAAAUCAUCUCAUGACCCAAUGAAUUCCUCCUCGUCGUAUGCACCUUCAAACGCAUUUUACCUGAUGGACCAUCCUCACAAAUGGCCUCAAAGGCCUCCAGAUCGGCUUAGCCUCGACUCGACUACAAACAUCUCAUCUUCAAAUGCAAAAUGUGAUCAAACGAAUUGCUUCAGUGUGCCUGGUGCAAAGACAAGCCGUGGAAGAGGAUUUGCCGUAACAAAAGGCUGGUUCAUACCAAUAGCGACAAUCCUGUUGGGGCUAUGCUUCUCUGUCACAAGCGCCCUUAAGAACGAAUUUCUUCCAAUCAACACCCUAUGUAAGCGCAGUCACAAGAGCUUCCUUUCCAACAUCCCCAAACCGGUUGAUGGCGCCGUGGUAAUUUCGAACAAUGAGCGCGACAUCAAUUGCGUGUUUACAUUUCAAACCGAGUCCAUCUUGGAGAGGUUCAUGCUUCGUUUCGAGGAACUGAACAUGGACUGCAACGACAAGCUUUUCAUCUAUGACGGAGCACAUGCAAUUGGAGCCCACAAGGCCAAUUUGUCUUGCGAAAAAACAAUCCACACCUUCGGCUCGGGCGGUGUCAUCUACACGCGUACCAACUUCAUCACUUUGAAGUACAUCACGGACUCUUGGGGAACCGACCAGAAUGGCUUCCGACUUGUGAUCACAGCUUUCAAAGACAAAAGUGGCGGAUGUCGAGAUGGAUUCCAGUGUGAGAAUGGGAUUUGCAUCGACAAGGACCUCGUUUGUGACAACAUCAACCAUUGUGGCGACGGCGAGGACGAACGCUCCUCGCAGUUCUGUUCCCUCAAGCGAACAGGAGCGUUAUUUUCUGCUAUAAUGAGUACUGGGCGAAUUUGCCCCUGUUUUGAUCAAGAGAGAGAAAACAACCAACUAGACUACAUGAACGGCGGGACUAUUCCCGCUAGACAUUCAGCAAUGGGAUUUCCACAAUGGUUUGGUGCCACAGCCGCGGAUUCAACCUUCCAAAGUGCCAUCAUAGUGGCCGGAGUCCUGCUGGUCAUGGGUAUUGUCAUUGCCAUCCUCAUAGUGAGGGUGCGUAAUCGACGAGAGCGUCGCAUGAACCGAAACGAGGCUCGAGCAGCUGUUUACAAAAGCAUGAACAACAAAGGUCGCAACGGGGCACCAACCGGUUACGUUCCGGUUGCUGCCAAUCUCUAUGCCACAACCACAACGACAACAGCUUUUCCGUCUGGUAGCACAGACAUCAUGGCCACGACCAGCUUAAUGGCCACUGGAAAUACUCAUCACCUUUUUGACUCGGCACCGCCUAUUCAAAACGACCCAUUUGCUGAAUCCAGCAUGGGUUUGACAAAGCUAAUUGACAACGCGGGAAACGCGAGUCACCCUGUGGAGGGGCGAGGGGAACUAAUAAUACUAAUGGCCACUCUAACCCGAAUAAUCCAGGCCACCAUCAUGGAAAUCAUUUUGGAAAUAAACCACUUUCACAUGCUCAAAACCACUUGGCUAGCAAUCAUGUAGGACACCAUCCACAUGGAUCCAUCCGAAGUCCGGCAACUGAAAGCGACGUGUCCUCAACAUACAAAGAUGCGGAAUGGUUUGUUUAGAGUGGAUCACUAAAGAUCAUCGUCAUAUCUUUUCUCAUAUCAAUUGGAAAAUUCUUCAAGAAGGCUCUUUUGAAUUCAAAGUCUUCGACGACGAAGAAGAAGAAUAAAUCACCACUACUUCGUACAUAAUCCAACUGUUAGCACAGCGGAGUGCAAUAUCAUCAUCGCCGUCAUCAUGAUCGUCAUUGACAGAAGAAAAGAAGGCAUAUCAACCCCCCCACAGGGUGAAAAAUCCAAGCUCAUGGUUAGUGAUAUGAAACGAAGAAGUCAGAAGAAAGUUAUUGGACUCUUUGAACCCUCCUAACCAUGAAAAUUAUUUACUCGAAAGAAGAAGACAUUUUAACAUAUUAUCUCCAGACUUGGCUAAUUAUGUGCAGCAGAUCCUAGAAUCUGAGUCAAACACACUGUCGCAAAACAAAGACCACAAUUGGUGGAUUGGGGCAUGACAAAAAGAAAAUUCAAUCCAAUGUCCAAUUCCAAUCCGUGACUCUUCAAAGCCAUAUGUUCAAACCUUGGUUGUGGCGAAAAUCCAUUAGCACCUCAGCACUUGCAAGAAAUUAAAAGAAAAUCAACGUCUACUACUGUGUCUCUCUGUAUCUCUCUCCAUAUGAAAGAACUCAAGUUAAUCCGGUAAAGCUGUGAUCAAAGCGAAUUUUCUACAGAACUCACACGUUCCAGAAGGAAUUUCUUUCUUUGAGUCUUCUUUUUCGACCUACUCGGAACACUGAUGGUUUUCACAGGGUCGAUGCCCAUGAGGGGGCGGUCUCUCCAACUCCAACCUUAUGGCAUCACCAAGUAACCCCACCGCCCUAACAAAACAAAUCUUGUUUCUUAUCUUGACUUCAGAACUCUACCAUUCAAACUCCACCCCAACAAUACUUAGGUUGUGACUUGUGAGUAUGUGUCACCCUGAAUGUUUCUAUACGGUUUUGGCCUUUUUGGGAAAAAGCCCCUUCCUUUUCUCGUGUCCCUUUUUCGGCACACAUGCCUCAUGUUUCCUUGUCCUUCAACCCUGUUUCUUUGAUCUUUCAUCACCAUUGGAAGGCAAAUAGGUACAAACUACGAACCAAUCUAGAACCUUGGACCUCAAUUUGAGUACAAUUCAGAAGGUCAAGUGCAUUUAAUACAUGUUCCUGUUUCAAAUUUUCUAAUCUUUGAUCUCCCACUAAGAACCCUAAGAACCAACGGCAUCUUAGUUCAAUAUCAUUACAACGAUUCCGAAAGCGGCACCAUCAUUUUUGUACAAAGAAGACCACCUUUCAAGCAUUUUAUGUUGUUUCCAUAGUUUCAUAGCGAAGGAAAUCUCGAAGUUGUUAAUGGUCGGCAUUAUCAAUAUCAUAAUGAGCCUAACUAUCGAUUGGCCUCUCUGGCUCUCCAGAUAAACUCUCACUCUCUCGAGGACCCAAAUGUUGUUAUCUAAAAAAUGAAAUAAAUCCCUUACCAAUCAGA